AUGCCUGUGUCAACAAGGCCCCUCCUCAUCCGUCAAGCCUCGACGUCCACACCGUUGACCGCUUCUGACGCAGCCGGUUCGCCGCCGCCGCCGUCAUCGUCGUCAUCAUCUACGUCAACUCGUCCUCCCAAUCAGCAUCCCCCGCAGCGGCGCAGACGAAUCGCUCUGGGUAUCCUGACAGCUGCAGGCCUCACCGCUGGGUUAGCUCUCGCCUUCGACGAACACCACAUCAUCCGCCGCAACGUCCUGACAGCAUAUACGGGCAUCUCCAUUGCACUCGACUACAAGCUCUACUUCGACCCGGAUGAUCCAGACGCUGUUGCCGGCCUUCACGAGCGCUGCGCCAAUCGCCUCUUUGCUGCUUGCGAGAAGAACCAGGGGCUCUACAUCAAGAUCGGACAGGCAGUAGGGGCCAACUCCCUCGUCCUGCCCCCGGCAUAUGCGCAGUUCACACGCAUGUUCGACGAUGUAGAGCGUAUGCCGUGGGAUGUAGCACGCGGCGUCAUCGAAGCCGAACUAGCACAGCGUGGUCAGACGAUGGACGACGUAUUCUCCUCCUUUGAUCAAGUACCCAUCGCUGCCGCCUCGGUCGCCCAAGUCCAUCGAGCAACACUCAAGGAGACGGGCAACCAAGUCGCAGUCAAGGUCCAACGCCCCUCGAUUCGCCCACAAGCCUAUUGGGAUCUCCUCUGCUUUCGCAUCCUCCUCAAAUUCUACGAACGCAUCUUCGACUUGCCCCUCGCCUACUUUGGCGGAUACAUCUCCAAUCAGAUUGAGCUCGAGACGCACUUCGACGCCGAGCUACAAAAUAGUCUGAAGAUCAAGGAGGCAAUAGCACAGGAUAAGGCGUUGGCGCACAAUGUGACUGUGCCGGAGGUGUUUCCCAAGUACUCUAGCGACCGACUUCUCGUCAUGGAUUUCAUUGGCGGUGCAUGCAAGCUGACCGAUCGCCAAAAGAUAGAGGACAUGGGGCUCAGCGUGCGCAAAGUAGCCUCGGACGUAUGCAACGUCUUUGCAGCCAUGAUCUUCCAGUACGGCUUUGUUCAAGCGGAUGGUCACGCCGGUAACGUCUUGGUCCGACGACACCCGACGGAUAAGCGUCGUGGCGCUCACCAGGUGGUUCUCAUCGAUCACGGCCUCUACGUCACGCUGAGCGACUCUUUCAGACGGCAGUACGCUCAGCUAUGGAAGAGCAUCUUUACCGUUGAUGUACCCAAAUUGGAGGCCAUCACCAGGGAAUGGGGCAUGGGCGAAGCUUCUGCCGAUCUCUUCGCUAGCGCGACACUGAUGAGGCCGUGGAGUAAUCCCGAGAAAAAGAAGAAGUCGAAGCAGCGUUUGGAGGAGGAGGCAAAGGAGGCCGAAGAAGAGAAGGGCCUCAGUCAGAAGGAGCGCCUCUUGCGUGACUUCCUCGUUCAUGUUGAGCUGGUACCAAAGGAGCUGAUCUUCGUGGGGAGGUCGAUGCGUAUCGUCCAGGCGAAUAAUCAGACGCUGGGUAGCCCAGUGAACCGCAUCAACAUUCUUGCGCGGCAUGCCGCUGACGCUCUGGUGGAUACGGUCGGCAAGGCAGCUGAGGAGCCCCUGGGAUCGGCCGGUCUGCGGGACCGCCUUGCCGCCUGGCUCCGCGUUCGUCGUGACUUCCUCGUCUUCCGCGGCGCUCUUUUCCUCCUCGACGUGGCUUUCUGGACCUCUGCAAUAUUACACUGGACAAGACGUGCCGCUGCUAGUCCACUCGAAGUCAUGGGGCUGAGAUCGUCACCUGCGGAGAAGGGAGAGGGAAAAGGCGGAUUCGAGGAUGAUCUUGAGAAGAGCAUGCAAAGGAUGGCCAAGGAAGAGCUGGGGGUGGAGCUGAGGAGUGAGGCGUUUGAGGGGUGA
Messenger RNA from Jaminaea rosea, 1872 nucleotides. RefSeq names its product ABC1-domain-containing protein. The transcript is spliced from 4 exons. Lineage: Eukaryota; Fungi; Basidiomycota; Exobasidiomycetes; Microstromatales. Bases 1 to 1872 code for a protein of 623 amino acids. The record is from RefSeq and is a predicted model, not a curated record.